Molecule: messenger RNA, 282 nt
Organism: Elaeis guineensis (African oil palm)
Lineage: Eukaryota; Viridiplantae; Streptophyta; Magnoliopsida; Arecales; Arecaceae
Source: RefSeq, a predicted model, not a curated record
AUGGUUUGCAAUGCUCUCAUAAUUUCCACCUUAUUAUCUUUUCUUGAAACCAAUGAUCCUUUAAGAGCUUGGAAUAAUGAGACUCUACGAUUACUCGAUUGGAUUAUAAAAGCAACAUCUAUCCAACUCAUCAAAGAAGAAAAAUAUCAACAGGAUUCAGGGCAAUCACUUGAAAGUUUUUCCAAGAUUACUCCAUCUUCAUUGCCUAAGAACACUGGAGGAGGAACUUGCCCAUCUUGUCCAAUGUUGAAUAGAGCGGCCAUCAUUAUUAUGCGACAAUAG